AUGGUCUCGGCGCUUUAUCAACUGAUCCCGGAUGAGAGGAAACGGAGUAAAGCGGUAGCGACCAGGAAAAUCCCAGCAGGGACGGAAUUUGUUUUCCAUCCGUUGGUCACGGUGGUCAACGCGGAGGAAUCCGUAUGCGAGAAUUGUCUGUUAUUUGGGGAGGGGUCGCUGAGGUGUUCGAGGUGUAAGCAAGUGAGGUAUUGCAGCGCAGAAUGUCAGGCAGAGUCUUGGACGAAGGGUAUGCACAAGCACUGGUGCAAGAAACAGCGACCAGAUUUUCCGUCAGAUCUGAAACUACUUUUACGGCUAGCGCUGGCAUUGAAGCAAGGCGGACCUCUGGCUGAAACCUUUGACGAGCUCAUCGCCGCGCAGGACAUGUUGAGCCCGAUUCAUCAAGUACAGUUCGAGCACAACGCCAAGAUCAUCCAUGCUAUCCUGCCACACUGGUCCGAAGCAGACCUUAUAACCAUCCAAGCAAAGAACUUGCGGAAUUCAUUCACCGUCACAGAUGGCCGACUCUUCGACAUCGGCUCCGGCGUCUACCCACUGGCAAGCCGCCACCUGAACCAUUCCUGUUACCCAAACUGCGGCGUUUCGUUCCGUGGACCCCAGAUGAUGGUAAAGACACUCGUUGAGUUGAAAGAGGGAGAUGAGUUGUGUAUCAAUUACUGCGACCCUAUCGUACCGCUGAAGAGGAGGCGGAAAGCGCUGGAGGAUCAGUAUGCGUUCAAGUGUACCUGUGAAGCGUGUACCGGAGGUGGAUGGUUCGAGACAUCGAGACAGGGGAGGAAGACGGCGGAUGAGAUCGAUGUUAAUGCGGAAGAGGCACUGAACGCCAUCUUCCGAUCCUCGAUAUCGGAACAAAUCCUCCUGGUCUUGGGUACUGAUCCAGACAACAUCAUACAAGCACGCCAGAAGGUCUUCACCACCCUCAAUAUCCCACCAAUAUUCCUCAACAUCUCCGUCCUCUCCCUCGCCACAUCCCGCUCAAGUUCCCUCCGCACCUCCGCCAAUUGGUCCGAAUCCGCAUCAUACGGUCUUUACGUCCUGGCGUAUUACCUGCUGAUAUACCCGCCGGCAUACGCAUUGGUUGGGCUACAUGCGAGUGAUUUGGCGAUUACGAUGUGGAAUGCGGGAGGGUGGGAGGGGAUGGUGAGGGGGGUUGCGGAGUUUGCGGUUUGGAGUUUGGGGAGGGGGAUGGGGGAGGGUGAGGCGCUGGAGCAUGCUAAGGAGUUGGUUAAGGUUAUGAGUGAAUGA
Molecule: messenger RNA, 1257 nt
Organism: Saitoella complicata NRRL Y-17804
Lineage: Eukaryota; Fungi; Ascomycota; Saitoellomycetes; Saitoellales; Saitoellaceae
Product: SET domain-containing protein
Exons: 2
Coding region: 1-1257 (418 amino acids)
Cellular component (GO): nucleus
Molecular function (GO): protein binding
Source: RefSeq, a predicted model, not a curated record